CUGUGUUUUGUUGAUGUCAGACAAGCCAAGGGGAGUCAAUCAUGGCUGCUUCCUUGUUACGGUGGCUAAAAAGAUUGUACGCUUUCUUGUUGAUAUGCCCCCUCUGUAUUCCAGCCUUCUUGAAUUUAGAGGAGCUGAAUGAGAUGAAAUAUGGGAUUCAAAUUCUCCCAGAUCCCGUCAUGUUGGGGCAGACCAAGACAGAGGAGGUUAUGAUGGUGUCCAGUAAGUACAAGCAGCUGUAUGAGUGUCGACUUCCAGCCCAGGCCGUCCGGUUUCAUCAGGACCCUGCCUCUGAGCCUGACUCACAAGGGUACACCGGGCCUGACAUCCCAGACCUACUCAGUCCAAUGCACAAUGCUCAGUGUCUAGUGAAGACGAAGGACUGGUGGACAUAUGAGUUCUGCCACGGUCAGCAUAUCAGACAGUACCACCUUGAAGACACAGAAAUCAAAGGGGACAUUCUCUUCCUAGGUUAUUAUGAAUCUGAAUUUGAUUGGAGCAACGAAACAGCAAAGGCCUCAAAACAGCACAGGCUAAAGCGCUACCACAGUCAGACCUAUGUAAAUGGCUCAAAGUGUGACCUAAAUGGAAAUCCCAGAGAGACUGAAGUCCGGUUUGUGUGUGAAGAAGGCUCCGGUGACUACAUCGUCCGAGUGGAUGAGCCUCAGUCGUGCCGCUAUGUGCUGACAGUUCACACCAGUCGCACCUGCCAGCAUCCAUUCUUGCGGCCACCAUCCACUGCCAAGCCCCAGGGUAUCGUGUGCCAGCCAGCACUAAGUGCCCAACAGUACAUGGAUUACGUCAAGGCUCAAGUCUCGGAUACAAAGCGUAAAGUAGAGCAGAUCUCAGAGGAACUGAGGAGUCUUGAUGAGAUGUUGGCUGGCAACGAAGGGGCAGAUGGAGCAGUGGAAGUAACAGCAGAAGAGACAUCACCUGCACCCAGUGAUGACCUGAACCAGUCAGACACAAAAGAUACUGCUGAAGUAUUUGAGGGUGCCGGGUCAGAGGAGGCAGAAGAUUCUGACUUCUGGGAGGGAGUUACACAGCCAAGGAGUUCAAAAACAACUGCUUCUCAAUCGGAGAAUCAGGAAGCAGAUGAUCGCUAUAACUCACUUACAGACAAUGAAGCCAUAGAUGAUGGUGAUGAAGUUGAAAAAUUCAACUUUAAAAUCAUCACUGACCCAGCAGACCUGAUGAAAUUUGUCCAACAUCUCAAAGAGAGUAACAGGAAGAAAGCACAAAAGCAAGCCAAAAGUCAGGGAGAGAAACCGGCAGACAACAGGGUAACGGAGAAGCCCGUCGAGGAAGAUGAAGAUGAGCGCCUGCUACAGGAGUUUGAGGAUGAGAUGGCCGACCUCUCAGUGCCCUCUGAUAAGAUUGCCCAGCAGGAAUUAGAGACAGAAGGUCUGAAAGGGGAGUUUGAUCGCACUCAAGCAACACAGACACUGGGGACUACGCUGGACAAACUCCUUGAUCAUUUGGAGGAGAAAGACGUCCAGGACCCAGAGCAGCAAACAGCAGGAGUUCAAAGAGCCAAUGACCCCACCAGGGGGAGCCCCAGCCUGGCUCCUAAGCAGCCAGACCAAGCGACUGACGACCAUGUUAAGAUCAAAAUUACUAAGUAUAAGACGGGCGGCAGCCCUGAUGGGGAGGUCAAAGUUCAGGAGAUGGGCGAAGGAGACCCCCAGUGGCAGCACAUAAAGGACGUGGUUAAAGAACAGCUAGAGAAAGCAGGACUGAAGGCGGAAGGUAAAAUUGAGGUCAAGAUCUUGACGCGAAAAAAUGCAGAGGAGGCAGGUGAUCAGUGGCUGACUGAAGAAGAUACAAAGUCCUUCAGGGAGCUCCUCAUAAAUCUCCUGACUGGAGGCACAGAAGAGGUUUACAAAGAGCAAAAGAGGCAGCAGGACUUGGAGAACAACUAUAGGUUUGUGUGGGGAGAGUCUCAGGAGGAGUCGCAGUCAUCCAGCGCCUCUGACUCAGAUGACGUGGACAUAUGAGCUCAUUCAGUACAUUCAGUGCACCUUUUGUAACGGUGAACUCCUGUGAAAACCAGCAGGGAGGGGGACUCUGAAGUGCAGCCGCAAAUUUGAAAUAGAGCCCCAGUGUUUCAAUUACUGCUAUUAAACCUGGCAGAUAAUGUCAACUCAUCUGUUUGCACAUGCAGAAAACGUGUCCGUGUGUCUAUGUGUCUGUACUAGGCACCAGUUAUAUGUUGCACGAUGAAACCGCAACGUCUCAGCUGUACUUGUGCAGUUGAAGGAAGUUAUGCAUUGUCCCUUUUGAUGGGAUCCAGUUUUGAUAGAUGGUGAUGUACCUUUUUUUUUUUUUUUUUUUUUCUUCAUAAAUAUGUCAGUGAAUUUUACUGAAUAUUUGCAUCUAGUUCUGAAGUUGUCAGCAGCACACUGUGGCCACAGUUGAAUUAUUACAUUUGUCUUAUAUGUCUUAUAUGCUAUACACAAGUCACUUAAAGUACCUUUAAGUGAAUUGUGCAUGCCUCAACAAACCGGAGGAGUGUUUGCACAGGUUGUUCAAUUUAAUGUUUACUGAACAGUGGGAUUGUGUAUGGAUUUGAAGAAAUAAAAGAAAACUUCCUACAGGUUCAAAUUUCAGUUCCCACUUGUCUUUGACACUUUCUGUUGCUGCAUUUGGUGAUUAGAUUAAACAACUGUAGAUUGCAGAAGUGUUUGUUCACAUGCUGUGACACUUUAUAUCUUUAGUAAAAGGUUUUGUAAACUCAGAAUUUAAAACAGAAAAUUCACAAAAAUGUGUGUUUCUUUUUGGUUGUCAUGUGCUGGUAAAGGGAUUUAAAAGAAAAACCCUAAACAGAGUGCAGGAAGAUACAUCUUUUAAGUGUGUACUUUAAUUUCUGACAAGAAUUUAAUUUACCUUCAUUCAGUAAAGGAAAACAAAGAACACAAUAUUCGAUUCAGUGAACUUUUCUAAGGAUCCUACAGAGGUGUACUUAAGGGCUGGUUUGUAUAAUUUAUGAGUAAUUGUGACUACUUGGAACACAUGUACAUGAUUAUUGCGUGAGUAUAUUUUGGAUUUGUUGUAUAUUGGCACAAAUUAAGUGGGACUUCAGUUACCUGAGUAAAUGUAUUCAGAUGUGUGACUGUGCAAUCUUGUAUAUGAAACUUAAUUUCACUGUGGAAAUAAGUUGUAUACAAACUUUUUCAGACACACGAUUGAGGCAUGUCUUCAUAAAUAAGAUAGUGUCUAGAUGCUCAAGAUCAGAUAAGAGUAACUAGACAAAAGCGUCAGGGUGUGUGUUGAUGUGGUUAUUGACUUUAAUGGAUUUGUCUUCCAAAUAAUUUCGAUUGCUCUUUCUUGUUAUGCAGCCUUAAUGCUUUUAUCUGAUCUUGGGAAAAGACUGUUUAUUACUGUAUUCUUGAAUGGGGCUAUAUUACUGCAUUAAGAACACCAUAUUGGUUUCAUAGUCUGACUAAAGUCCAUCUGUGCUGCCUUGUAAAUAAAGUUCUUUUGCAAUAAAAAAAAAUACCAUACAAGUCCCCUGGA
Messenger RNA from Perca fluviatilis (European perch), 3516 nucleotides. RefSeq names its product OS9 endoplasmic reticulum lectin (gene os9). Gene Ontology annotation, cellular component: endoplasmic reticulum lumen. The transcript is spliced from 15 exons. Gene Ontology annotation, biological process: retrograde protein transport, ER to cytosol; endoplasmic reticulum unfolded protein response. The record is from RefSeq and is a predicted model, not a curated record. Bases 42 to 1997 code for a protein of 651 amino acids. NCBI's taxonomy places the organism in Eukaryota, Metazoa, Chordata, Actinopteri, Perciformes, Percidae.